UGGAAGAAAAGCGAAGCUUUCGAGCGAGCGAAGCAUCCUCUCCCUCCUCUUCCCACCGAAAAAAAAGGCAAGCAAAAAAUCGAAGCGGCACGCAGCGCAACGCGUCCUCGACGCGACGCCUCCAGAUCCAGCGCCACAUCGAUGGGCUGCCGCGGGGGGAGGGCGCAGUAGCAGCGGUGCGCGAGGGUGGCGGAGGAGGAAGAGGAGGGGCGGAUCUGGGUAGGGGGGCAAAUCUGGCAGGCGCCACGGUGGGGCUGCGGGCGCGGGGGAAGGCGGGAGGCUGGGCGGACGGCGCAGAGGGCGGGGACGAAGGGGAGGACUGCAGGCUCAGGCCUUGGCGGCGGAGGCUGCUCGCGUCCAUGGCGCUCUCGUGGCCCUCGGCCGUCCGCCUCGCCGUCGCCGCCGUCCUGCUCGUCGCGGUCGGCGUCGCGCUCUUCACGCUCCCCGUUGAGAAGAUUUUAAAGGACUUUCUGGUUUGGAUCAAGGAGAACUUGGGUCCAUGGGGUCCUUUGGUGUUGGCCCUUGCUUACAUCCCUCUGACAGUAUUAGCCGUUCCAGCAUCAAUUCUUACACUUGGAGGGGGCUAUCUAUUUGGCCUUCCUGUUGGGUUUGUUGCUGAUUCCAUUGGAGCAACAAUUGGUGCAACUGCUGCAUUUCUGCUUGGUAGAACGAUCGGGAGGCCUUAUGUACUCUCAAAAUGCAAAGAUUACCCCAAGUUUCAAGCAGUAGCUAUUGCCAUCCAAAGGUCUGGCUUCAAGAUUGUGUUGCUACUAAGAUUUGUACCUUUACUUCCGUUCAACAUGUUGAACUACUUGUUGUCUGUCACUCCUGUUGGCAUUGGUGAAUACAUGCUGGCUUCUUGGCUGGGAAUGAUGCCAAUCACACUCGCUUUGGUAUAUGUUGGAACAACACUAAAAGAUCUAUCAGAUGUGACACAUGGGUGGAGUGAGAUCUCAACUACUCGAUGGAUUCUGAUAAUAUCUGGCUUCAUAAUGUCUGUUGUCUUGAUUUUGUGCGUGACAAGAGUUGCAAAAUCAUCUCUGGAUAAGGCAUUGGCUGAGAAUGGAGAGGUCGAUGUAGGAACUUCACAGCUUCCUGUAGUAGCCUCUCCCUCGGAUCUACAACAACCUCUUGUAAUCAAGAUUGACACAUCAAAUGAAGAUCACGAGAAGUAAAAGUGUUGUUUACAACUUCAGAUGUACAUUCUUUGGCUGUUGAAUCUGUAGCACUAUAUACCCAUAGCUCUGGUUUGAGGCUUAUUGAGGCGGUGAAGGGGUAAAAAGCAACCCAAAAAAAGUGAGGGGAAAGGGGGAUGUGAGUUUGACUGAUAGAUAAUACUAAUACACUAUACACUUUGUUUCAAUCCACGUGCUACCUUAUCUUUGAUGAAAAGACAAAUGUAGUACAAGUUUCGAGCUUCA
Phragmites australis (common reed) is the source of this 1421-nucleotide messenger RNA. RefSeq lists its product as uncharacterized. Gene Ontology annotation, cellular component: membrane. The record is from RefSeq and is a predicted model, not a curated record. The transcript has 9 exons. Lineage: Eukaryota; Viridiplantae; Streptophyta; Magnoliopsida; Poales; Poaceae. Bases 360 to 1175 code for a protein of 271 amino acids.